ACACAAGCUCACCCUUUCUGAGACCUGAAAAGACGGUCUUGGUCUCAUUCUCCUUCCUCCAGCGUCCCCUGCAAGCUCUUCCAAUCAACUAUCCUGCGUGGGUCCCUGGCGGACUUUGAGCUGGGCUUCCACCCCCUACUCAGUCAAAUUCCCAUUCCUUGCCUCACAUUAAAACCUCAUCAUGGCUAGCACUACCAGAGUCAUUCGUGGCCAGCCACCCUCGCCGCCCGAAUCGACGGAUCAGAACACGGUGGCUGAUGCUAACCAAGACUUCCAUGGUAUACUUUCGCCAAAUUUCGGACAGCCUGAGCCUUUUUCGGCUGCAGACCUUCAUGCAAGCCAUGUUCCAAGCGAGGUGAAAUACGAGGCAGCAUCAUUUGAUUAUCUUCCCCCCCCCUCUUCACAAUUCGUGUCUAAUGACUAUCCGCGAAACAUAUCAUUGCAUCAUCCGAUCGACACGCCACCAUCCACAGCAGACGACUGUCAUGUUCCUGGAAGCCUGAGUUCGGCGCCGCAGUGGUCAUCGCCUCAGAGUCAGAGACAGCCCCCUAGACCAAGGGUCGCCAGGCCUCCCAGAAUGCGGCGCAAGGGUCGGAAGUUGAAGGACCGAGAGUCCAGACCUCAUGUUGACAAGCCCCUGAGCGAGUUGACCAAGCACUUAACACAUAUCCCAAUCAAGGACAUGGAAAGUUGGGUGCAUCGCUCCAUAGAAACUCGGCGCCAGGAAGUCGCGAAGAAAAAUGGCAAGAUUGCCCGCCCAAUGAACUCAUUCAUGCUCUACCGGUCUGCAUUUGCGGAGCGAGCAAAAGAAUGGUUCUCGCAGAACAAUCACCAGGUGGUCUCUGAAGCUGCCGGUGAUAGCUGGAAACUGGAGCCUGCCGAGAUUCGUGGGAAGUACGAGCAUCUGGCGACUGAGAAGGCCAACCAUCUGAAAGCACAUCCCGGCUACAAGUUCUCCCCGGCAAAGGAUAAGAAGAAACGGGCGGGUGUCGACGAUGAUGGUAAUCUGGCAAAUACUCCUGAUUCUAGCCCAGCUCUGCUACAAAGCCAUGGGAUGAGCUCGUCAGAGGUGGAGAGCAGUGGUUGGGACAGCCGUGACUCUACUCCCUUUGACUUUGCGGAACACGGCUUACCUACAGACUCUAUUUUUGUUUCGUCUUCACCUUGGCACGCAAGUCGGGGUUCCAUGCCAGGCUACAUGCCUUCCUCUGACCCAUCUCCGUACCUACUUCACUCGGCACACCCGGGCUACAUGUCUCACCAUAACGACUUUCGGUUCAAACGGCCGAGUUUCCAGGACAUCUCGUACAACUCAUCAACUUCUCUGGCAGGACUGCCAGGAGCGUCCCACCAUGACCUCCUCCAGCCCGCCAGCUCUGCUUCUACUCCGGGAAGCGGUCAGCUAGACCCCCAGCUUCUGACUCUCCCAAACGAACUUCCGGGUGCCAAUCAGAUGUAUAGCGUCCAUCAGCCAUUGUGGCCUGAUGCAUCGACAGUCAACGGUUAUGUUCCCAUGACAACCUCGAUGCCGCCAAGCUCAGUCGCCUAUCAGGCGGGCUCAGCCUACUCAUCGGCAUCGGACAUCCAACACCUAGAAGGUCGCGACACAUGGGAUUCGCCCAAUGAUGCCAAAUUGGAGGGCUCUGGUGGCGACCUCAACUCCUGGAUGUCAUACUGAGAUCCGUGCUCGACGCACCCUUAAGUGUGAUAGUUCUGUUAUUGUCACGAUCUCAAAGGGUUGAGAUGUUUUCUGGUCCUGUUUCUCAGCGCGGUGGAUAUCUGUUUGAAACCAGAGUUGUUGCUCGGAGUUUCGGGGCGCUAAUAUACAUGGUGGCUUGGGACUUGUCUGUUUGUAUCUUCGAAUUUCUUGCUGAUUCUGGGCAAAUGCCCUGUCACAUUUGGCUGGCGUAUUCCGGACUUCUUGGCUUUUGCUUAUGGGUGGCAGUCUCGUUUAAUCAAUAUGUUUUGAUACCUUGUAACGGUACAUACUUGUGCACCGGUGUUCUUACUUAGGUUAGAAUAGUUGGCAAUUUACAUGACCAG
Messenger RNA from Aspergillus brunneoviolaceus CBS 621.78, 2043 nucleotides. Its product is annotated as HMG-box domain-containing protein. The record is from RefSeq and is a predicted model, not a curated record. NCBI's taxonomy places the organism in Eukaryota, Fungi, Ascomycota, Eurotiomycetes, Eurotiales, Aspergillaceae. Gene Ontology annotation, cellular component: nucleus. The transcript is spliced from 3 exons. Gene Ontology annotation, molecular function: RNA polymerase II cis-regulatory region sequence-specific DNA binding; DNA-binding transcription factor activity, RNA polymerase II-specific. Gene Ontology annotation, biological process: regulation of transcription by RNA polymerase II. The coding region runs from base 182 to 1678 and encodes 498 amino acids.